Penicillium oxalicum is the source of this 786-nucleotide messenger RNA. Its product is annotated as rRNA-processing protein NSA2. The record is from RefSeq and is a predicted model, not a curated record. The coding region runs from base 1 to 786 and encodes 261 amino acids. Lineage: Eukaryota; Fungi; Ascomycota; Eurotiomycetes; Eurotiales; Aspergillaceae. Gene Ontology annotation, cellular component: nucleolus; preribosome, large subunit precursor. Gene Ontology annotation, biological process: maturation of LSU-rRNA; maturation of 5.8S rRNA. The transcript is spliced from 5 exons.
AUGCCUCAGAACGAGUAUAUCGAGCGCUGGCAGAAGCAGCAUGGUAAGCGGCUGGAUCACGAUGAGCGUGUCCGCAAGCGCCAGGCUCGUGAGGGCCACAAGCAAUCACACGAUGCCCAGAACCUGCGCGGUCUCCGGGCCAAGCUGUACCAGCAGAAGCGCCACAAGGAGAAGAUUCAGAUGAAGAAGCGCAUCAAGGCCCAGGAAGAGAAGAACGUCAAGUCUUCCGCUCCCGACGAGCCUUCCCAGACUCCUCUGCCCCAGUACCUGCUCGACCGGUCUCAGGCUACCAACGCCAAAGCCUUGUCCAGUGCCAUCAAGGACAAGCGAGCUGAGAAGGCGGCCAAGUUUGCCGUGCCUUUGCCCAAGGUCAAGGGUAUCAGUGAGGAGGAGAUGUUCAAGGUGGUCAACACCGGAAAGAAGACCCACAAGAAGUCCUGGAAGCGGAUGAUCACAAAGCCUACUUUCGUUGGCAAUGAUUUCACUCGUCGCCCCGUCAAGUACGAGCGAUUCAUUCGUCCCAUGGGUCUGCGUUAUAAGAAGGCCAAUGUUACUCACCCCGAACUCGGUGUGACUGUGCAACUGCCAAUUCUCUCCGUCAAGAAGAACCCCAACAACCCUCUCUUCACUCAGCUGGGUGUUUUGACCAAGGGUACCAUCAUCGAGGUUAACGUUUCAGAGUUGGGUCUUGUCACCACCACCGGUAAGGUGGUUUGGGGUAAAUGGGCACAAAUCACGAACGUGCCCGAGAACGAUGGCUGUGUGAACGCUGUUCUCCUCGUUUAA